This is a messenger RNA of Dromaius novaehollandiae (emu), 1479 nucleotides long. It is a transcript of the gene NGFR, whose product is annotated as nerve growth factor receptor. NCBI's taxonomy places the organism in Eukaryota, Metazoa, Chordata, Aves, Casuariiformes, Dromaiidae. The record is from RefSeq and is a predicted model, not a curated record. The transcript has 6 exons. Gene Ontology annotation, cellular component: cell surface; plasma membrane. Gene Ontology annotation, biological process: Rho protein signal transduction. Gene Ontology annotation, molecular function: death receptor activity; coreceptor activity; nerve growth factor binding. The coding region runs from base 87 to 1346 and encodes 419 amino acids.
GGGCGGCGGCGGGCAGAGGGAGGCAGCGCGGCCGCGGCACCCGCUGCUCGGGGGGGAUGUGAGGCGGCGCCGCCGCCCCGGGAACCAUGGCCGGGCUCCUGCCGCUGCCGCUGCUGCUGCCGCUGCUGCUGCCGGCGGGACCCGCCGGGGCCUCCAAGGACAAGUGCUUCACCAAGCUGUACACGGCGAGCGGGGAGUGCUGCCGGGCCUGCAACCUGGGCGAGGGCGUCGUGCAGCCCUGCGGCGUGAACCAGACCGUCUGCGAGCCCUGCCUCGACAGCGUGACCUACUCGGACACGGUGAGCGCCACGGAGCCGUGCAAGCCCUGCACGCAGUGCGUGGGGCUGCAGAGCAUGUCGGCGCCCUGCGUGGAGUCGGACGACGCCGUGUGCCGCUGCGCCUACGGCUACUACCAGGACGAGGCGAGCGGCGCGUGCCGGGAGUGCCGGCUCUGCGAGGUGGGCUUCGGCCUCAUGUUCCCCUGCCGCGACGCGCAGGACACGGUGUGCGAGGAGUGCCCCGAGGGCACCUUCUCCGACGAGGCCAACUUCGUGGACCCCUGCCUGCCCUGCACCAUCUGCGAGGAGAACGAGGUGCUGGUCAAGGAGUGCACGGCCACCUCCGACGCCGAGUGCAGAGAUCUCCACCCUCGCUGGACCACGCAGACGCCGGCGCUGGCGGGCUCCGACAGCCCCGAGCCCGUCACCCGGGACCCCCCCGGCAGCGAGGCGGCGCCCAGCACCGCGGCGGACGCCGGCACCACCGUCAUGGGCAGCUCGCAGCCCGUGGUGAGCCACGGCACCGCCGACAACCUCAUCCCCGUCUACUGCUCCAUCCUGGCGGCCGUGGUGGUGGGGCUGGUGGCCUACAUCGCCUUCAAAAGGUGGAACAGCUGCAAGCAGAACAAGCAGGGCGCCAACAACCGCCCCGUGAACCAGACGCCCUCGCCCGAGGGCGAGAAGCUGCACAGCGACAGCGGCAUCUCCGUCGACAGCCAGAGCCUGCACGACCAGCAGCCGCCGGGCCAGGGCACCCAGGCGCCAGCGCCCAAGGGCGACGGGAGCCUCUACGCCAGCCUGCCGCCGGGCAAGCAGGAGGAGGUGGAGAAGCUGCUGAGCAGCUCGGCCGAGGAGACGUGGAGGCGGCUGGCGGCCGAGCUGGGCUACGGCGAGGAGCCACUGGAGGCCUUUGCGCGCGGCGAGGCGCCCGCCCGCGCCCUCCUGGCCGACUGGGCCUCCCGGGAGACCGCCACCCUGGAGGCCCUGCUGGCCGCCCUGCGCAGGAUCCAGCGCGCCGACAUCGCCGAGAGCCUCUACAGCGAGUCCACGGCCACGUCGCCCGUGUGAGCGGCGCCCGGGCCGGGGGAGGAGCCGCCGGGCAGCCCCCCGUGGUCCCUCUCCCGGCGCGGAUGCUCCCGGGCUCAGCCCCGCGCCGGCGCCCCCCUUCCCCAGCCCCUUCUCCCUCGCCCGCGGCUCCGGU